AUGGCGGCCUCCUCCUACCGCAACCUCACCACCCCCAACUUCACCCUCACCCUCCCCGCCCCCUACAUCGCCCAGAUCGAAGUCAACCGCCCCUCCAAACUCAACGCCUACACGACCGAAAUGUUUUUCACUCUCGGAAAAAUUUUCCACACAUUAUCCCGUGAUCCGGAUGUUCGAGUGAUUAUCUUGACUGCAAAGGGAGAUAAGGCGUUUACGGCCGGGUUGGAUGUGAGUGUUGCUGCGAAGGAGGGGCCGUUGAGUUUGGUUUUUGGGGAGGGAGGGAAGGGGGAGGGGAUUGAUGGGGGGAUUGAUGGGAAGGGAGGAGAGGAAAAGGAUGUGGCGAGAAAGGCGUGGGAGUUGAGGAGGCAUAUUAAAGAGAUUCAGAAACCGGUUAGUGAGAUUGAGGGGUGUGAGAAGCCGGUGAUUUGUGUGAUGCACGGUAUCUCCUACGGCGCCGCAAUCGACAUUUCCACCUGCUGUGACAUCCGCCUCUGUACACGCGACACCAUCUUCAGCGUACGCGAAGUCGCCAUCGGACUCGCCGCGGAUUUGGGCACGCUCUCGCGUCUCCCACAAACAGGGGUUUCGAUGAGUUUUAUCAAAGAUGUGGCUCUGACGGCGCGGGAUUGGGAUGCGGCAGAGGCGUUGCAGGUCGGGUUUGUGAGUGGAGUGUAUGAGGACAAGGGCAAGGCGUUGGAGAGGGCGAUGGAGUUGGCGAGGACGAUUGCGGAGAAGAGUCCUGUGGCUGUGCAGGGGACGAAGGCGGUGGUGAAUUAUUCGAGGGAUCAUUCUAUUGAGGAUGGUCUCGAUUAUAUUGCAGUUUGGAAUGCGGCUAUGCUUCAAACUAAAGAUGUGAGUGAUGCUCUCCUUGCCGGGCUGGGGAAGAAGAAGCGCAAGCCAGUUUUUGCAAAGUUAUGAAUGUGAUGAUACAGUAUGAUGUCGUCUAUCUUAUCGUCAGGACCAUUGUUGUUGGAGAUAGAAUCAAUCACCUACUUUCAACGAGUGACAGAAAAC
Molecule: messenger RNA, 1014 nt
Organism: Sphaerulina musiva SO2202
Lineage: Eukaryota; Fungi; Ascomycota; Dothideomycetes; Mycosphaerellales; Mycosphaerellaceae
Product: enoyl-CoA hydratase/isomerase family protein
Exons: 3
Coding region: 1-918 (305 amino acids)
Cellular component (GO): mitochondrion
Molecular function (GO): delta(3,5)-delta(2,4)-dienoyl-CoA isomerase activity
Source: RefSeq, a predicted model, not a curated record